Molecule: messenger RNA, 708 nt
Organism: Clonostachys solani
Lineage: Eukaryota; Fungi; Ascomycota; Sordariomycetes; Hypocreales; Bionectriaceae
Source: the annotation of a GenBank genome assembly
AUGUCUUCCAGUAACGACAACCUACCUCCCUACCAGGAGAAGCCUUUCGCUCAAGAAAGAGCAUCUCUUGUUUCUUACCCUAGCCGUCUUGCCGGUACUGUCCAAACAUGCUCAAUAAAGGAUGGCCAGGUUGACUACUUCUCUAUCAUUCGUGUUUCUGAGUCAACCUACCAUCUGUUUCUUACAGUCGACCCUACACCUCUCUAUCGCAUUGAACUUGUCCUUGGGCCCAGCAAAGUCGGCAAUAUCCAAAUCUUCUCUGCAUCUGAUGGUACACUCCUCGCUGCAGCACGUGCAUCAGCUGAUCAGAAAAGCAAGACCCUGCCUGUCGGCAUGGUAUGCACUUCUUCACCUGCCGAGCCUAAUGCACCUUGGCGCCCUAUUACUUGGGAAAAGUCAUGGCUUCCCUUAUGGUUUGACACCCAUAUACCGGUUGUCACGGUACCUGGUCGACCUGCCAAGCCUCAGUACUUUCAAUGGAAAAUUGAUGAGGGUAAAGGCGCAAAGCUAAGAUGGGAAGGCGAACUCUACACUAAUCAUAUUAAUCCGGCACCAAUUGAAUACGUCUUCGCGAGACUGAGCAUUGAGCCUGAUGGAGGGGAAACUUUAGUAGAGAUUCGGAGGGGAGCAGGUAUUGACUUUGAGUUGAGUGUGAUUCUUGAGGCGUUUCUACUUAUAGACCUUAAUUUGAAGGCAAAGUCAGCCUAA